Molecule: messenger RNA, 1665 nt
Organism: Stylophora pistillata
Lineage: Eukaryota; Metazoa; Cnidaria; Anthozoa; Scleractinia; Pocilloporidae
Source: RefSeq, a predicted model, not a curated record
AUGCCAAUCUUUGACACCCAUAUUACGUCCCUGGACGGAAAAUCAUGCAAAACGGUGGAAUUCAAUGGAUCGAAGUUAGCUUAUUUUACCACAGUGAGAAGGCCAGACAUGAAUCAGCUAAAGUUGAAGUACUCACAUACACAAGACAAGCGGUUCUACAUGACGUCCACAGGAGAACAUCAGUUACGCCUCAUUCUCAGAGAUGGUGUUUAUAGCAGAAUAAGGACAGAGAGGGUAUUGAAAGGACACCCGGGAGAGCCACUGGCAGAGGAGACAACCUUCGGUUGGGUGGUCCAUGGGGGAGACGAAUAUGAGAGUGGAAGUAGCUGCAUGUACAUUAGAGAGGUUAAUGACUAUAAUAAACUGUAUAGUUUGGAUGUACAGGGAGUCGAGGACCGGGGAGAGAACGGUCAGCUAGAUGUUCUGCGUGACUUUAAAGAGGGUGUUGUCAGAAGGCAUGAUGGAAUGUAUGAGGUUGGUUUUCCUUGGAUACCGGGACCUACAUUAACGAACACAAAUGAAGCACUUAGCAGAAAGCGGCUCAAAAACGUGGAGAGAAAGCUGUCAAGAGAUAAGAAACUGAAAGGAGAGUAUGGCGGCAUUAUUGAAGAGCAACUCAGAGCUGGGGUGAUCGAGGAAGCACCUCAGAUUCCGUCUGGAAAACAUGUAUUCUACAUGCCUCACAAGCCAAUUGUAAAGCAGAGUGCAGUUACAACUAAGAGUGCAAAUGUCCGCAAGUCUGCUCUCCUUGGAGUCAUAGCAAAGGCGUUUUUUCAGAUAGGUCUGAAAGAGGAGGAUAGAGAUGCCGUCAGAUUCUACUUCAACAUCAAAGGAAUAGAGAAACAUUUAAGAUUUACACGUGUACCCUUCGGGGUUGAAGCAAGCCCUUUCCUACUAGGAGCAACUGUGCAGCAUCACUUUGAACAACAAGGGUCCGAAUUUGAAGAGACAGUGAGAGCACUUAAGGAGAACACUUAUGUUGACAAUCUCAUGCAAACCGGAGGAAAUGUAGAGAAACUUGUGUGGUUCAAAGAAGAGAGUACUGCCAUACUUGAGUCUGCCAGGUUUCCAGUGCACAAGUGGGAAUCCAAUGUUAAGGUUCAUGAAAGUGAAGGCAUGCCAAAUCCAAGCAAGAUCCUUGGACAUGUAUGGAAUAAGGAUGAUGACACACUAGAGCUGCUUGCAAAGCCUUUUCCACAAGAACAUCCAGUGACCAAGCACACUAUACUCAGUUACCUGGGAACUGUCUAUGACCCACUUGGGAUAAUCUCGCCCACCAUGGCUAAGGGAAACCAUAUUUACCAAGAAGCCUGCAAUGAGAAGAAAAGCUGGAAUGCAGAGGUUUCCUCCAGAUUGAAGAACCAAUGGUUAAGGUGGACGAAGCAACUCAAAGAUGUAAGGGUGCCUAGAAGUAUUGCUUUAUUUGUCGGAGAGAUAGGUGCAGUCCAUUUACAUUUUUUCGCAGAUGCCAGCAUCCUAGCAUGCUGCGCAGCAGCUGUUGCGGCGGUAAAACAUGAGGCAGGCGUGACCAAAGGACUUCUGACCUCGAAGUCGCGGAUAUCAAAGAGAAGUACAUCGAUAGCAAGACUGGAGCUCAUGAGUGGCCACAUGGCAGUAAACAUGGCGAAGAACCUCAGCAUGGCUAUCCAGUGUUGGCUCAUCUAA